This is a messenger RNA of Gopherus flavomarginatus (Mexican gopher tortoise), 993 nucleotides long. RefSeq names its product olfactory receptor 14A16-like. Gene Ontology annotation, biological process: G protein-coupled receptor signaling pathway. Gene Ontology annotation, cellular component: membrane. The record is from RefSeq and is a predicted model, not a curated record. The transcript has 2 exons. NCBI's taxonomy places the organism in Eukaryota, Metazoa, Chordata, Testudines, Testudinidae. Gene Ontology annotation, molecular function: olfactory receptor activity; G protein-coupled receptor activity. The coding region runs from base 1 to 993 and encodes 330 amino acids.
AUGGUGACUGGCAGUAGCCUUAGAAUGUACCUGAGACAGAAAACAUCCAACCAAACCAUCCUGACUGAGUUCCUUCUCCAGGGUUUCUCUGACAUCCGAGAGUUGCAAAUUUUACAUUUUGUGGUGUUUCUAGUAAUGUAUCUGACUGCUCUGAUUGGGAAUCUUCUCAUCCUCAUAGCUGUAGCUGUGGACCACCACCUGCACACCCCCAUGUACUUCUUCUUGGGAAACUUAUCCUUCCUAGACCUCUGUUACAUCUUCGUCACCGUCCGCAAGUCCAUGGCAAAUUCCCUAACCAAUGACAGACACAUCUCUUUCUCUGGAUGUGUUGCCCAAGUCUUCUUGGUGGUCACCUUUGUUAUUAGUGAGAUGACCCUGCUUGUGAUCAUGGCAUACUACCGGUACGUUGCAAUCUGCCAUCCUCUUCAUCACAGAGUCAUCAUGAAUACAGACACCUGUGCCCAGAUGGCAGCUAGUUCUUGGAUUGGAAGUGCGAUCUAUGCAGCCUUUCACACUGGUAACACCUUUAGGUUGUCCUUUUGCCAGUCCAAUGCAAUUGGUCAGUUUUUCUGCUAUAUCCCGCAAUUACUGAAGAUCUCUUGCGCUGGUACUCACCCUAAUGAAACUUUGCUUCUUGCCUGUGUUAUAUUCUUGUGUUUCAUUUGCUUUGGUUUAGUUAUUGUGUCUUACACUCACAUCUUCUCCACUGUGCUAAUGAUCCCUUCAGCGCAGGGUAAGUCUAAAUCCUUCUCAACCUACUUACCACACAUGAUUGUAGUUGAUUUGUUUCUUAGCACCAGAAUGUUUACGUACAUGAAACCAAAUUCAGGGUCUUCUACAUGCUACAACCUGCUUGCUGCUGUUCUCUAUACCGUGUUUCCUCCAGCCAUGAACUCUCUUAUCUACAGCCUGAGAAACAAGGAAAUUAAAGAGGCUCUAAGGAAAAGAGGAGACAUGAAGAAAAGAUUAUUUUUAAUAACUCUCGGAAACUAA